Messenger RNA from Desarmillaria tabescens, 1083 nucleotides. RefSeq lists its product as uncharacterized. NCBI's taxonomy places the organism in Eukaryota, Fungi, Basidiomycota, Agaricomycetes, Agaricales, Physalacriaceae. The coding region runs from base 415 to 876 and encodes 153 amino acids. The transcript is spliced from 3 exons. The record is from RefSeq and is a predicted model, not a curated record.
CUAAGAACGACAUCCUGUCUUUCACAAACGUGUGCGGUACUCAGGGCUGCUUUCCGCCUCGUCUGUCCUGUAAUCUGUUCUACUGAUUCGGCGGCACCGGGAAUUGGAUCCUGUACUUUGAUCAAAAAGAUUACAGCCAUCGACUUGGAUAUCAAUUCGCCGCCCCCGGCUAGGAAUUGACUCUGGUUAUGCAUCCCCAUGCUUGGCCAGUCGGCAAAAUUAAACGACUACUGAUUGGCUUUAGACUGUUCUCUUGUCUGCUUAGCUCCUCGGAUCGUCUCUUUUGUCACUCUGGUUCACGGGAGAUCCCCCGGCCUCCGUGGUGUUACUGGAGGCAGUACAUGAUGACAAGGAACUCGGCUCCAGGACUUAUAACGGAAUCUCUAUCCCCGCCAUUGCUGUAACCCGUCCAUCAUGGUCGCAUAUGAACCCCCCGCAACCGCUUCUGCUGCCCACAAAGCAUUCGCCGAGUACGUCAACGCCUUCGAUGCGUUUGACGCCGAGCGGCUCCUAGCUACUUUUGAUGAUGACGACUUCACGUUUACGCUUCUGCCGAAAGCGAUGGCGGUUCCUUCUAUGAAUAAAGCUCAAUUCAAGGGGUACUUCUCUGCGUCCGUGUUGCCUGCGUUUGAUGGCAUGUCUCUGAAAGUACACGAAGUCAUCGAAGCUGGGGAAAGCACCAUCGUUGCCCAUGCGCAAUCUGACAGUGUCUCCAAGCUCGGGACGGAGUGGCACAACGAAUACAUCUUCAUCUUCAAAUUUGCUGCUCCCAAAGGCGGUGAACUUCCCAAGAUCACUUCAUAUACAGAAUACGUGAACAGCGCCAUGGUCGCUGGAUUUAUUGCAGAGGAGACAAAGAAGAGGGCCUCGUUAUGAGGAAUCCGUAAUUUAGAGUAUGUUUAAGAGUACAGCGUUUAUCAUUCAAUUUUUGUUAUUAAUCUUUCUGAUGGCAGUAGUUAGAACAAAUUUUCGCGUGUAAUGAAGUCUCUGUAUGUUAUGACUAACUUUCUCUCCUGGAACGGUACAUAGUCCAGCACAAUACGAAGCAAAAAAUGACAUUAUACAUGGCGUCUAAUCUGCACA